UGCUGCACUAACAGUGUUUAUAACCUUUACAAUAAAAUGGACAACAGCAAGAAGGAAUGAAUGAAUGAGACUUCAAUGGCUUUGAAAGAGAGCCUCCUCACCUGGGGUUUCCUGCUGUGGUCUAUGACGUUGAGCUUGGCUCGGACUUUUACGCCACAUGAAGGGUCUUCGGUCAGUCCCGUUUUUCAUCAAACCACUCCACCUGCCACUGAGACGGAGAUGAACAGCACUGAGGCUCCCACCAACAAUUACACAGACCUGAGCUGCGUGUCGCUGCUGCCCCCUCGGCGAGGUUCUUUCUAUGUAGAGAAGGGCACAGGGAUGUCUGUGGGGACGGUGUUGGCGUUCUGGUGCCUCGAGGGGUACCAGCUGGUGGGCAGCGAGAAAAUCACCUGUGUCCUGCGUAUCAACACCGCUCAGUGGAGCAACUACCCGCCGGACUGCGAGGCCAUUCCCAAACCAGAGGACCGCGGGCUGAGAGUGGCCGUGCUGGCAUCGAUAGUGAGCAGCAUCGUCAUCUUUGCCAUGUCCGUGUCCUUCAUUAUCUGCUGCCUGCAGGAGCGCAUGAGCAAAGAGAGGGCAGAACGGACAGAUGGACGGGGCAGGAUGAGAGACAAGCGCAAAUCAUCCUGGAGGAGUGAGUGCUGGCUGGAAAGAGAUGAAGGAGACUGGGAAGCUUUUCCUCCACCUAAAAUUUACAAUCUUUCCCAGCACCUUGACCCCCGUCUGACCCCUGAGAUCCCGGUCUACAUGGGGGGACUGGCUGGUUAUGAUAACCGCGGGUAUCAGAGGAGUCAGGAAAACCUCAUGAAAGCUCCUCUUCCUGGGCUUUACCGCACAGAAAGUCAGAUGUAUCCUCAUGUGGUCCUGCAGAGGGUGCCCACACCCACUGUCCCGACUGCACCCAGCGCGCCCAUCUACCUCCGCCUCUCCACCCCUCCGCCCACAGAAAGCCCCAGCGAACAGCCCGCUCUGCCGCCGUACCCCAGUGCCACUCCACAGCGCCUGUGGCCAUAGCAGCACAUUUCUGAGUAUUCACAACUUUUACAACUGUCACCAUGGCCACGGAUUACGGCCUCUACAUGCAAACGUCUCCUGUAGGGUGACUGGGGUUCAGAAAAGCAAGAGAAAUGAUGGACUCGAGCUAGAGCCACCUAGAUCU
Molecule: messenger RNA, 1162 nt
Organism: Rhinichthys klamathensis goyatoka
Lineage: Eukaryota; Metazoa; Chordata; Actinopteri; Cypriniformes; Leuciscidae
Exons: 6
Coding region: 61-1017 (318 amino acids)
Cellular component (GO): plasma membrane
Source: RefSeq, a predicted model, not a curated record